This is a messenger RNA of Nezara viridula (southern green stink bug), 3242 nucleotides long. The record is from the annotation of a GenBank genome assembly. Lineage: Eukaryota; Metazoa; Arthropoda; Insecta; Hemiptera; Pentatomidae.
CUAGUAUGGCGGAUUAGGUUGUUUAAGUGUUGGUUAUUUUGUCUUCUUACUUUUAAAUAUUUUCCUUGAGUGCCUCUCUUGUCAUGAUUUAACGCUGCAUUUCUAUGUAAUAUUCUAGAAAAUGAUGGAUGUGGUCUUUUUUCACUUUGCUUUUGGUGGAAAAGUUUCUUCUUAAUUAUAGAUAUGUUAACCAAAUUGUUUAUACUGUUUCUAAAUCUUAAACUUCUUAAGGGUAUUUGAAGUUAUAAUUCCUUAUUCCAGUUUUUUCAUGUUUUAACAUGUCACGAGGAUGCUAUAAAACCUAUGGUCGAAAAGUAGGGCCAACUACUCAUGCUAGUAUUCAAUUUGAUAAACUUUUCUAUGAAAACAGUAAUAAACCUUGUGCAGCAAAAUCUGCUGGAACUGUUGGAAAAUGGGGUAUUACUUCAUUUACUUCCAUAAGAAGUACUAAUUUUACUUUGGGUUCAACAUCCCCAACAUCUGUGAAGCCAAAAAAGUUUUUCAAAAGCAGAGUUGAUGAUGAUAAGCCCAAAGCACCACCUCCUGCUCCGGCUCCACCACCCCAAUCUCUUACGAAACAAUAUAGCAGGCCUGCAAGACCAGCCAGAUUGGCUUCAAUUGUGGCUGCAAAGAAGUUGGUGGAUACUUUGGAAAAUGAAGAAUAUGAAGACGAUAUCUUUCAGACUGAGGCAAUGAAUCUCUCUUCCACCCCAGCUGCUGUUCCACCACCAAGUCCUCCUAGGAAGCAACCCAGUCCCAUUCCUACGGCAGCUCCUUCAAGCCCUCCCUCUUCUCAUCCUCCGAUAGUUCUUCGUAUAUUUAAGGGUACUGCACAGCUCCUUACACCAACUGAAGAUGAUGUACCUCAUAAAAGAGACAGUAGAAGACGUUCGUAUGGAAGUGAUUCUAACGGGUCUACAACUCCUCCGAAAAAGCACAAGAGCAAGUAUAGGGAAUCUGAAAGAAGAGAUUCUGAAAAAGAAAAGGAUAUAUCAAAAGAGGAAGAGAUGGAAAGCUGUUUAGAAGAAGGAAAUAACCUUCUAGCUGAAACCAAUGUUGACUUUGAGGCAACUACUGAAAGAUUGCUAGGUGUAAAAGUUGUCGAAGAAGAUCCUUUGAAAAUUAGGAUACACCAUGUUACUAUGGAUGAAUCGGCAACUGUACCUGAAAUGGAACCAAAUCCGCCUACACCGGAGCAGUUGGAAAUAAAAGAAGAAAUUGAGCAGGAGAAGAUGCCAGAGGAUAUUGAAGAACCACUGCCUCUACCAGAAAUAACUCCAGUAGCAGUAUGUGAAGCAGAUCAAGAAGUGGGGUCUAAAACGGAAGCUAAAACUGAAGAGUUUAACUCAGAUAGUGAGAGUUGUGGUGGGGAUGAAAAAACGUUACCGCCGCCACCUCAAGAGGUCAUACAGAGGGUCGAACCGUUAGUAUUAAGGAGGCCUCCCGGUAGGCCUAAGAAAGGGAGUAUAUUUAAAUCACGGGGGGCCUCUGGCGAAAAGAGGAAUGCUCAUUAUAUUCAUAAAUGGUGUGAUCUCAAAGAUGAGGGUUCUAAACCUGAAGCAAGACCAGCUGGUCUCCAAACCCCAUUGGCCACAGACUUUGAUGCAGAAACACUUACUAGAGUUACCAAUUAUUCUUUAAAAGAAGAGACUGCAUUGGAAGAAGAGUGUGAAGCUAUAACCAGUGUGACUUGCAGCAAAAAGGCAAAAGAGUUUUAUACAGUUGUAAGAAAUGUCAAGAAGGCCCACCAAAUUCAGGAAUCAGGUGAAUUCCAAGAAUUUAAUGAUGACGUAGAGUAUAUUUUAGAUGCCCUACAAGAUAAUAAUCCUAUUAGCACUCGGUGCCUCUCAGCAAUAACUCUAGCUUCAAAGUGUAUGGUACCGGCUUUUAGGAUGCAUGUCAGGGCUCAUGGGACUGUUACGAAGUUUUUCAGAGCACUCCAUGAUGCGACCAAAGAUCAGAGAUUAGGAAUGUGCACAGCAACUGUGAUGUUCGUUUUGAGCCAAGACAGGCUUAACAUGGAUAUUGACAGAGACAGCCUGGAACUGAUGUUGUCGCUGCUCGAGAGCGAUGCCUCCCAUAGCUCAGCACUGGAGGGAUGUGGUCUCUCCACCGCCGAGCUGAAGAAGACAAAGGAUAGGGUACGAUCCCUUUGUCAAGAAAUUCAAGAGCAAGGUCAUGCUAAGCACCUGAAUCUUGAUAACAUCACCGUCGGUCAGCUGGCAAUGGAAACCCUUCUCUCACUGACAUCAAAAAGAGCAGGGGAAUGGUUCAAGGAAGAGCUGAGAGAUCUUGGCGGCCUGGAACAUAUAAUCAAGACUAUUGUUGAAACCUGUCGCCCCAUCGACCAUACGAUAACGAUGUGGUCACCGUCUCUUCUCGACAGGCUGAGGAAAGCAGACAGGUGCCUCAGAGUUCUUGAAAAUGUUACCCUUCAGAAUGAAGAGAACAAUAAUUAUCUUUUGACGUACGGUGAUGGUAUACUUGUAGACACAGUGGUCCGAAUGCUGAGAAUAUGUGACUCGCAGAUCCCAUUCUAUCCAACGACCACACUGGCUGAUAAGGAAUCAGUAGGAGCCGUCAUUAGAGAAUGUCUAGUUGCAAACCUUAAGGUUCUUAUCAACUUGACGCAUGACUUCAAUAACAAGUCAUUUGGCUCUACUUUGGCUGGAAUGCGAGAGGGACUUAUCGAAUCUAGUCUUCACAUACUCCUUCAGGUUCCUCGAUACAUACCAGAAGAACAGAAAUUUGAUAUUAAUGUGCUCACCUUAAUUUUGUUAAUUAAUUUGGUCGAACAUUGCGAGGCAAAUAGGAAGCUCCUUAUUGAAGCAAAGGCUCCUGCUAAUGCUGAUUCAAUGUUUGAAGUUAACAAUGGAAGUGCGCUAAGUGCUCUAGUAGAACUAUUCUUGGAACAGGAAGAGCUAGCGCGGACCGUCGAGCGGAAGACAGAUGCCAUUCUGGAUGGUGAAAGCAAACCAGAAAAUCAAGCUCCAAAAUCGUCUGAAGAGUUUAUAGAAGAGACGGUAGCCUUAUUGCUGCAGAAAGCAGGGCGCCACAUGGAACACACCCUCAUUGGAGCUUAUAUUGCACUCUUGUUAGGUUACCUUAUUGUGGACAAUCAGUUAUUUGAAGAGUAUGUUAGAAGUCACAUGCCAAAUAAGAACUAUGAAAUGCUAUUAUCUGUUUUACAGAAAUUUUACAACUUCAUGAUGCUUACAUCAGCCGUAAGUAUUUUAUUUUAA